Molecule: messenger RNA, 1580 nt
Organism: Etheostoma spectabile (orangethroat darter)
Lineage: Eukaryota; Metazoa; Chordata; Actinopteri; Perciformes; Percidae
Product: protocadherin beta-18
Exons: 1
Coding region: 235-1560 (441 amino acids)
Biological process (GO): homophilic cell-cell adhesion
Cellular component (GO): plasma membrane
Molecular function (GO): calcium ion binding
Source: RefSeq, a predicted model, not a curated record
GUUGGCUAAUCUGUGAGAACUGUGCAGGUUUCAGCAGUACCUCCCCCAUCAUCUUUUCUUUUCUUAAAUCCGAGGAAACAGACACGCAGUCCGAAUAUUAGAGGGUAAGAGAGCAGUUAUCGUCGACGCGGAGAGCUGCAGUUAACUGUAAUUCGUUAAUUUCAUCAAAUAGUUGUAUACCGAAGAAAUCCAUCGGAUUUUAUUUCCAACGGAAAAAAAACGGAUUCAUGUUGAAUGGAAAUGCCAGACAGAACAAUGAGGCGGCAAGUGUUGUUGUUUAUCUCAAUCCUUUCUCUCACAUCGGUGCUCUGUCAGGUCAGCUACUCCAUUCCUGAAGAAUUGUCAAAAGGCUCAUUAAUCGGUAACAUUGCUCAGGAUUUAGGUUUAGACAGAAAAAGACUAACAUUAGGCAAUGCUCGGAUUUUUACAGGAGACAGCGCAGAGUACAUUGAGCUGAACAGAGAACGAGGAGUCCUCCUUAUCAAGGAGAAAAUAGACAGAGAGACACUAUGUGGACAGACGACGCCCUGUGCUUUGCAUUUCCAGGUUAUUUUAGAAAGUCCGAUGGAAUUUUACACUGUUGCUGUCGAAAUCACAGAUAUAAAUGAUAACACCCCAAUAUUUGAAAAAUCGGACAUGAGGUUUAAAAUAAGUGAAUCUGCAGUAAUAGGAGCAAAAUUCUUGUUAGAGAGAGCAAUAGAUCCCGAUGUUGGCACGAAUGGUCUACAGAGCUAUUUUCUGACUAAAACCGAAAAUUUUGUUCUGAAAUUAAAAGAUCAGCCAGAUGGAGAAAAAACAGUUGAAAUGAUUUUACAAAAGUCACUUGAUAGAGAAAAACAGGAGGAGAUAUUUCUAGUGUUAACUGCGGUUGACGGAGGGGAACCAAGCCUAUCUGGCACGGCACAGAUACAUGUCACAGUGCUUGAUGUCAAUGACAAUGCACCUGUUUUUACAAAGACUGAUCAUAGAGCUACAAUACCUGAGAAUGCCCCUAAAGGUACAGUUAUAACCAAGGUCAGUGCUUCAGAUGCUGAUAAAGGGCAAAACUCCAAGGUUACUUAUUCAAUAUCCAACACAGCUGCAGAUGUACGAGGUAUGUUUGAAAUUGAUGAAUUAAACGGGGAUUUGAUCUCAAAAAGUAUGGUAGAUUAUGAAAAGGCACGCUACUAUCAAAUACACGUCCAAGCCAGUGAUGAAGGGGGGCUGACAGAUUCAUGUAAGAUUACGGUUGAAGUAAUAGACAUGAAUGAUAACAAGCCAGUUAUUAAUAUAAUGUCACAGACUAAUGUAGUUUCCGAGGACUCCAAACCAUCAACAGUUGUGACUAUGGUAAAUGUUCAGGACCUAGAUUCCGGAGAUAAUGGCAAGGUUCACUGCGCAAUAAAUGAACAUAUUCCUGUUACGUUGAAGCCAACGUCAAAUAUGUUUUUUAAUCUAUUGAUAGACAGUGAUUUAGACAGAGAGACCGCCUCUGAGUAUAAUAUAACUGUGACCUGCUCUGAUGAGGGAGUGCCCUCCUCUCCAGCAGCGUCACUCUCACCUUACAGAUCUCUGAUGUGAAUGAUAACGCGCCUGUUUGA